AUGGCGUUCAAACUAUUACAGAGAGCCUUUGAGCAAAAGUUCAUUGUCGACGACCGAGAGCCGGUGUUUACCUUCAAGUUGCCAUAUUAUUUCUUCUCUGACGACACCGAAUGGGGAAUCCUCGCGCCAAGAAUUGAACCAUGGCUUCAAAUAUUGCUCUUUGUCGUGGUCCAAGCCGUGAUUCAGAGUAUAUUUGCUGCUUUUAUCUACCAAUUCAUUGUGCCCAAUCGUCGAACUGCCUCGGCGUACAUUCUUGGUUGGGGACUUUGCAUUCCACUGUCCUUUUAUCUGCCAUUUGCUCUGUUGGAAUUCUUGGACAUUCGAAACCGAAUGAUGUGUUUGCCGGCUUCUACGCUCAUGACAUGCGUCACUUUCAGAUGCAUCGAAGCCAUGUACAAUACAUCUCCUGCGGUUGUGGAAUCUUCCUUGCUCAACUAUGUGGCGUACUAUUCGUCGCCAGUGAGCUUUGUUUGGGAUGACAAGAAACAAUGCCGAAAGCCGGUCGAAUAUUCAAAAAUGGCAUCGUUUGCCGGUGAAGUUCUAUUCUACUUUCUGUCAGCAUCGGUUGUCGUCUCUUUCUUGAAGCAUUAUGAUUAUCGUCCAUUUGGAGGGGAGAUCACCCAGUAUGACAAGUUUCACUUUGGCUGGGAUUUGUUGUCCUUGCAACAUCUUGGUAACGCCUACUUUCAUGCCCUCGCGGUAUAUCUCGUACUGAGCACCGGAUUCAAUCUAAAUGCAUUGAAUGAGAUGAUCAAGGGAGCUGAUGUCAUGAGAAUAUUCGAUUCACCCUUCCUCAAGAGCCGUACCCCGAACGAGUUCUGGACCGAGCGAUGGAACCUGAUGACGCGGAAUCUAUUGAAGACUGGAGUCUUUCUCCCCCUUCGACAGAUUUCGGGUCCAAAGCUCUCGGUGCUUCUGACCUUUAUCGUUUCAGGACUCUACCACGAAUAUGUCUGGAUGUGUACCUUCUAUAAUCAAAAGCAUCUGCUAGAAGGUGGUUGCGAAGACUGUCAUGAGAUUCAGUUUGGCAGAGUGACUGGAUUCUUCUUUUAUACUGGGGUAUUGCUUUUGCUUCAGAGACCACUCGGAAAGCUUGCCCUAUUCCAGUGGUUUUACAACAAUCUUCCCCGGCCAAUACUGGCUCAUUUGCUUGUGCUCCUUCACCUACCAGUAGCUUCAUGGUACUAUGGUGACUGGAUUCACGGUGGAUACUUUCACAGCUUUUCAAUUUGUGUGUUCCAAAUACAAAGUAUAUGA
Messenger RNA from Cylindrotheca closterium, 1257 nucleotides. Lineage: Eukaryota; Bacillariophyta; Bacillariophyceae; Bacillariales; Bacillariaceae. The record is from the annotation of a GenBank genome assembly.